Messenger RNA from Aspergillus wentii DTO 134E9, 252 nucleotides. RefSeq lists its product as uncharacterized. The coding region runs from base 1 to 252 and encodes 83 amino acids. The transcript has 2 exons. The record is from RefSeq and is a predicted model, not a curated record. Lineage: Eukaryota; Fungi; Ascomycota; Eurotiomycetes; Eurotiales; Aspergillaceae.
AUGGAUCUCAUUCACAAGUGGCGACUUGACAGGGACGACGUUGCCGGCCGGAAAGCCAGACGCCAGAGUGCUCAGUCUCAGCUUGACCAUCACCAGGCCGAACUCAACGCCCUCCUGGGCAGCUUCGGCACCGCGCAGAAUGACCACCCCGACCGACGAGCAAGCAAUAGCAGCAAUCGCAGCACAGAUAUUCAAAAAGCGGUCGAGGCGGUGCAGUAUGUACAUUUGAAUUCCCUUGAUGGUGUGUGUUAA